AGCUCUCGCCGAAGGAAAUUUUAAAAGAGGAAAGAAAAAAGAGAAAAAGUCUUUAUUGUCUAGACAGAAGAAUACAUUAAGAAAAUCAAGGAAAAAUGUCGAUUCUUCCACUGCUGAACUUGGCUGCUCGCGAAUUGGAGCACGAGUACCGCACCGACUGGGAGCACUUGCUGGAGGAUGACUUCGGGUUCGGUGUCCACGCCCACGAUCUCUUCCACCGCCCGCGUCUGCAGCAUCAGCUGCACGGCUCCCUGGGCCGCCGCCGCUUCUUGCCGUACGAGAAAAUGCUCCAUGGUCAUGGCCACCACGGCCUGGGACAGAACCACCAGUUGGUGCCACGUCGCCGGCUGUCCCAGGGCGGCGGACCGAACGCCUUGCUGCCCGCGGUGGGCAAAGAUGGCUUCCAGGUGUGCAUGGAUGUGUCGCAGUUCAAGCCCAACGAGCUGUCCGUCAAGGUGGUCGACAAGACGGUGGUGGUCGAGGGCAGGCACGAGGAGCGCGAGGAUGGGCACGGCCUGAUCCAGCGUCACUUUGUGCGUAAAUAUACGCUGCCCAAGGACUUUGACCCCAACGAUGUGGUGUCCACCGUCUCGUCCGAUGGCGUGCUCACCCUUAAGGCCCCACCGCCGCCCAGCAAGGAGCAGUCCAAGCCCGAGCGCAUUGUCCAAAUCCAGCAGACAGGUCCGGCCCAUCUCAGUGUCAAGGCUCCGGAGGUGGCCGCUCCAGCUGAUGGAAAAGCAGCCGAUGGAAAAACUGAAAAUGGCGCCGGCGAAAAGAUGGAGACAGGCAAAUAAGAGAAAAAAGAAGAUGGAGACUCGGAAUUUCGCUGGCGAAGAGGAGGAGGAGGAGGAGAAACUCGGAGGAGUGUUGCUGCGCUGCUCGGAGAGUGCAAGACUAAAAACAUAAUAAUAUUAAUAAUAUUACACACAUCAAUUCAUCACAUUUGUAGUAGUAAGCGAUUUUUAAACAUCAAUUAUCAUACACGAAUCUAAAAACAACACAUUAGUCUGUACAAUUAGGCUAACGGGAAAAUUCAAUUUUCCACAUUCAUAACUAUCAA
Molecule: messenger RNA, 1060 nt
Organism: Drosophila serrata
Lineage: Eukaryota; Metazoa; Arthropoda; Insecta; Diptera; Drosophilidae
Gene: Hsp27
Product: Heat shock protein 27
Biological process (GO): response to heat; protein refolding
Cellular component (GO): nucleus; cytoplasm
Source: RefSeq, a predicted model, not a curated record